This is a messenger RNA of Neohortaea acidophila, 1587 nucleotides long. Its product is annotated as uracil-O(2)--methyltransferase. Lineage: Eukaryota; Fungi; Ascomycota; Dothideomycetes; Mycosphaerellales; Teratosphaeriaceae. The coding region runs from base 1 to 1587 and encodes 528 amino acids. Gene Ontology annotation, molecular function: tRNA (uridine) methyltransferase activity. The transcript has 3 exons. Gene Ontology annotation, biological process: tRNA methylation. The record is from RefSeq and is a predicted model, not a curated record.
AUGACCAUCCCAUCACCUCAGUCAGAUAACGGAGACAGCCAUGAUGCCGACCCACCAUCCACACCCCCCCGCUUCACCCCCCAAGACCGCACCUCCUCCCAACCAGACAUCCACCUCCCGGACGAACUCUGGCUCACCAUCCUCGACUCGCCCUGCACCUUCAACCCCUCCAUCUUCACCGAAAUCAUGUACAAUCUAAUCAAAAACCCCAACAUCACCUCCAGCCAUCUCUUCCGCGCAGACAUCUACUACGACUCCGACGAGGCGCGCCCGCAGAACCAGCAUCAUUUCAGAGAAGAGUAUCGGCCUCUUGCAUUCUCCCUGCCAGGCUACGAAACCACUCGGACCAUCGUGCGGAAACUCAUCCCCCGGAAUCCGCAAUUGGAUGACCAUCUGCUGCAAACAUGCCACUUUCUAUUCAAGUCCGAUUCAGACCAAGAAGAAACGCUGGUAAUCUACACGCCGCACGUCCGAACCGCAGAGGAAAUGCCCUUCUACCACCCCGCCGUCUCCCGCCUAGCCUUCACCCACACCCAGCAUCUCCUCACCAAAACAGCCACAAUCUCCAUCUCCUACUCCCUCUUCCCCUCCCCAGCCCCCAGCACCCCGCUCCCCUCAAAACUCACCCGCACCGCCCUCCGCCUCCUCCAAACGCUGCACAAACACGGCCAAGGCAAGCUCUCAGGCUACGAAAAGCGCGUGCACCUCGACCAGCUCAUCCCGCAAAAGCGAUACCAGGAUACGUACGCCAGGCUGAAAGCGAAGUACGGCCGCUUCCUGGCGGAGAAGUGGGUUGAGGUGACGGACGCGAGUAAGCAUGUGUUUGAGGACAUUGCGAUUGCAGCGUUUCUGGUGGAGUUGUGGGGGGAUCUGUACUCUUUUCCUGAUCUUGCAGGCAAACCUCCCUUCCCAGGCUUCGUCGACAUUGGCUGCGGCAACGGCGUGCUAGUCUACAUCCUGCUGUCGGAGAAGUACCCAGGCUGGGGCUUCGAUGCGCGCGCGCGAAAAACUUGGUCCACCUUCCCAGCAGAGGUUCAAGCUAAAUUGCAAAAGCGCCUCCUCGUCCCCUCCAUCUUCCCUCAACAACAACAGCAGCAGCAGCCGUACGAACAACCCGACGAAACCACCCUCCAAUGGACCAACGGCCUUUUUCCCAAAGGAACAUUCAUCAUCUCCAACCACGCCGACGAACUCACCGCCUGGACUCCACUGUUAGCAUACCUGACUUCCUCCUCCUUCGUCGCAAUCCCAUGCUGCAGCCACGACUUCACCGGCGCGCGCUUCCGCGCCCCGCCGAGCAAAAUGCUCUCCGCCUACGCCAGCUUGGUAUCGUACGUCGAGAGCCUGGCAGUGGAAGUCGGGUUCGAGACGCAGAGGGAGGUGUUGCGCAUUCCGAGCACGCGGAAUCUUUGUGUUUUUGGAAAGUACAUUGAUCUAGACGCUGGUGGUGGUGAUGGGGGGGAUGGGAGGCUGGAAAGGGUUGUUGGAAUUGUGGAGAGGGAGGUGAAGAUGAGUGUUGAAGCAGUUGGGAAGGCGUGGGUGGAGAGGGGGAUGGGGUUGGGAGCGAAGCCGGGGAGUGGGCAUUAG